Porites evermanni is the source of this 1335-nucleotide messenger RNA. The record is from the annotation of a GenBank genome assembly. Lineage: Eukaryota; Metazoa; Cnidaria; Anthozoa; Scleractinia; Poritidae.
AUGUCUGGUGGAGGUUACAAGCUUUACUAUUUUCCAGUCCGUGCAAGAGGAGAAAUGGACAGAUGGGCUUUUGCAGCUGCUAAAAUUGAUUUCGAGGAUAUUCGAUUGAAUCGGGAAGAGUGGCUCAAGGAAAAAGAGUGUAAGUAGAAGACUGAGGAGAUAAGAAUAAGUUGGUGAAUUCGAAAGACCCAUUGAUUGUUGAUUGAAUUUGGUAGAGUUUUCCGUGAUAACGAAAGUUUUAAGUUGUAUGGAAACUGAAGUUUUUAAAACAGCAGUGACGCGUGCUAUGCACGCAACCGGUAAUGUAUCACGAUCAGUUUUGUGACAGUGAUCUUUGCCUCGUGCGAUUGCAUGAUGUGGGUUUUCAUUUUUACCUUUUGAUAAACGUUUUUUGAACGAUCUUGUUUCCAUCUCCUCCUUGUUGGAACUUUGUGCAUAUUUAAUGAGGUCGAGUUAACGAUUUUUAGAGCUUGACAUCAUGCGUCCACGCGCCCCUAAAAAGUAACAAACUACUUAGUCAUACAUCACGAACUGCUUCGUCAUGCUUGCUUGCUGAGUGUUCAAGCUUCGUUUACUUAAGAUCAAAUAUCACAAUAUAACUAAUACCGUUAAUCGUUUGUUAAGCCCCCCGCUCUAAUAAGUGCCUUCCCCGCCCCCUUUUCAAGGGAAGAAAAUUAAUUACCCCCUUCUCUUUUAAGCCUCCCUCCCCUCCCCUUAUUACUGAUAAAUGUUAGAAUGUAUAAAUCAAUUAUAACUCUAAAACUUCAUUUUGACUAAUCCAGGAUCGGGAUGGUUUAUUCACGUGUUGGAAUGUCGGAUGUGUUUUUGAUCCUCAGCUGCGUAUAUGUAACCUCCAACUUCUUGAAAUUGAGCUUUUCCACUUUGUAUUCUUGUUCUUAAUGGAGGACUUUUACCAUUGUCUUUGCGAAAUUAAAUAAGCCUCCCGUCUCUAUUAAGUCCCCCUCCGCUCAAAUGUGUUUCUCAGCCGCCAUGUAGAUACAGCAUCAUGCAAAAGGCUUGAAAUUCAAGCAUACCCUAUAUAUCUGCUCACAAAAUAAAGAAUCCUUUCAUAGUGAAGAUUUUCAUAAAAAGUAUCAGUUUUUAAGCUGCUCUAAGACUUCCUGCUUUUCCUGCAAGUAAAAGCUCAGAAGGAUCAAUCAUUCUUUAGAAUAAAAACGGAUGAAGUCAUGUGAAAACCAGCCAUAGAAUAUGUAUUUGUUUUUGUGAUUUAUAGCUGGCAGACCUCCACUUGGUCAGAUGCCCUUUAUUGUGACUCCUGAAGGAAAGAUCCUUGCGCAGUCUGGUGCAAUUCUGAAAUACAUCUGCAAAAAAGGA